This is a messenger RNA of Arthroderma uncinatum, 1194 nucleotides long. RefSeq names its product oligopeptide transporter. The transcript has 5 exons. Gene Ontology annotation, biological process: transmembrane transport. Bases 1 to 1194 code for a protein of 397 amino acids. The record is from RefSeq and is a predicted model, not a curated record. Gene Ontology annotation, molecular function: dipeptide transmembrane transporter activity; tripeptide transmembrane transporter activity. Gene Ontology annotation, cellular component: plasma membrane; fungal-type vacuole. Lineage: Eukaryota; Fungi; Ascomycota; Eurotiomycetes; Onygenales; Arthrodermataceae.
AUGCAAAUUGGAAUUUCCACAAUUGGAUUUAUCCCAGCAGUGAUUCUUAUUGCUAUUGGGCUUGCGGGCGUUCAAGCUGCCGCACAACCCUUUAUUGGUAACAUAUUUAACUCUUCUUUUGCGAAAGAGCAACUACCAAAAACAACGAGGAAGUCUCUGACAGAAUAUCUAGCGGACCAGUAUACUGAGACAAAAAUGCGGAUUAGGGUGAACAAACGCGGCGAAAGGGUGGUGGAAGAUUUGGCAAUGACCAUUCAAUACAUAUAUAAUGUAAAUUAUUGGAUGGUCAACUUAGGUUCGCUCGGGAGUAUUGCCACAACGCUUAUGGAGAAAUACAUUGGCUACUGGUCGGCAUACUUGCUAGAUGUCUGUGCCGUGGUUCUCUGUGUGAUUAUCAUCCAAUUGGCGCGACCGAAGUUUGUUCAUCCUCCUGUUCAUGGAGCGGUCCUCCCUCGCACAGCUCGUUGUUCAUGGUAUGCUGUGCAAAGUAGAUUUGACCUCGACGCAGCCUUGCCAGAAAGCCAGCUUCGAACACACAAUAGGGUCGUUCCAUGGGACAAGGAGUUCAUUAAUGAGUUGCGAGAUGCUCUAUCCGCUUUUAAGAUCUGCGUUGGAUGGCCUAUCUUCUGGGUUUGUAUGGGUGAAGGCGCCCAAGUCUCUAUAUCCCAAGCUGGCCAGAUGGAAACUCACGGAGUCCCUAAUGAUCUUAUCAAAUCCUCAAACCCUAUUGCGUAUAUGAUCAUUGGUGUAAUGAUCCGAUUCAGCCCAAUUAAUCGGAUCUCCCUUGGAUUUGCUAUCAUGUCCGUGGCCAUGGCUUAUGCGGCUGUCGUGCAGGCACUUAUCUACAAGGCGGGCCCUUGCUAUACAUAUCCUCUCGCGUGCGUUGCGUCACAAGGCGGGAAGAUCCCUAACUACGUCCAUGUGCUAGUACAGCUACCAGUAUAUAUUAUCAUUGCGCUUGCGGAGGUGUUCUGCUGGCCUACUGGUUCCGAAUACACCUACUCCCACUCCCCCGAUAGUAUGAAAUCAAUCCUGCAGGCCUGCUACACUGGAACGGCUGGUCUGGGGUACUUGCUCCGAAUGGCGUUAACGCCUCUCACCAAAGAUCCUUUGCUCAUCGUGCUCUGGUCAGUUGUAGCAGGGAUGAUGUUUAUAACAACAUGCUGGUUUCGAAUUGCGUUUCAACACUACUGA